Molecule: messenger RNA, 398 nt
Organism: Capra hircus (goat)
Lineage: Eukaryota; Metazoa; Chordata; Mammalia; Artiodactyla; Bovidae
Product: GRAM domain-containing protein 4
Biological process (GO): apoptotic process; negative regulation of toll-like receptor 9 signaling pathway
Source: RefSeq, a predicted model, not a curated record
CCUUUGUGGCAGUGUGCUCAGCGGCCCCACGCUGGGCCUGUCAGUAUCCCAGGGCUCAAUAUGCGGGGACCCCGAGCGUCAUGUUAAGGUGAAGCAGAGAGGCUCAGUACUGAACAUGCUAAGGAAGCUGGACAAAAUCAGGUUCAGAGGUCACAAGAGAGAUGACUUCCUCGAUCUAGCUGAGUCUCCGAAUGCUUCGGACACCGAAUGCGGAGACGAGAUUCCCCUGAAGAUCCCUCGGACCUCGCCCCGGGACAGCGAGGAGCUCAGGGACCCUGCUGGUCCAGGGACCCUCAUCAUGGCUGCAGGAGUCCAGGACUUCAACCGGACAGAGAUCGAUCGCUUGAAUGAGAUCAAAGGUCACCUGGAAAUCGCCUUAUUGGAAAAGCACUUCUUAC